This is a messenger RNA of Rhizoctonia solani, 462 nucleotides long. Its product is annotated as Transposon Tf2-1 polyprotein. Bases 1 to 462 code for a protein of 153 amino acids. The transcript has a single exon. NCBI's taxonomy places the organism in Eukaryota, Fungi, Basidiomycota, Agaricomycetes, Cantharellales, Ceratobasidiaceae. The record is from RefSeq and is a predicted model, not a curated record.
AUGUCAUGGCUAAAAAAGCAUAACCCCCAAAUAUCAUGGGAAAAACAUACACUUGUCUUUAAUUUGUUAUACUGUUCCAAUAAUUGCCUACCCGCACCUGCUGUUUUAGAACUCAAAGCAGUAGAAGAAAUCCCCACUCCCUACCAAGAAUUCUCUAGAGUCUUUUCAGAAGAGGAAUCAUCCAAAUUACCGCCUCAUUGUCCUUAUGAUAUUGCUAUUGAGUUGCUCCCUGACGCAAAACCCCGACAUGGCCCCAUUUAUAGCCUAGGUCCAAGGGAGGAUGCAGAACUCAAGGAAACUAUUGAAAAGCAACUCAAGGCCGGAUUGAUUCAACCCUCAAAGUCUCCUAUGGCUUCUCCAAUCUUAUUUGUCAAGAAAAAGAAUGGAAAGUUACGCAUGUGUGUGGACUACCGGCGCUUAAAUAGCAUGACCAAGAAGAAUGUGUACCCUUUACUGUCGUAG